Messenger RNA from Cheilinus undulatus (humphead wrasse), 3725 nucleotides. RefSeq names its product Fas apoptotic inhibitory molecule a (gene faima). NCBI's taxonomy places the organism in Eukaryota, Metazoa, Chordata, Actinopteri, Labriformes, Labridae. Bases 145 to 687 code for a protein of 180 amino acids. The transcript has 5 exons. Gene Ontology annotation, biological process: positive regulation of neurogenesis; canonical NF-kappaB signal transduction; negative regulation of extrinsic apoptotic signaling pathway via death domain receptors. The record is from RefSeq and is a predicted model, not a curated record.
CGUAGCCACAGCUCGUCUGUUGACUCUCCUGAAGCUAACUACCUAUAGCAGUAACUCCGUCUAAUAAACCUGCUGAACAUUUGAAAACCUCGGAGCUACAUCGCUGUCUUCAGGACCUGCAAGGGUCUAAAGAAGCCACAGAAGAUGUCAAAUGACCUUGCUGGUGUCUGGGAAGUUGCCCUGAGUGAUGGAGUCCACAGGAUAGAGUUUGAGCAUGGCACGACCACUGGAAAAAGGGUAAUCCUUGUGGAUGGGAAGGAGGUGCUGAGACGGGACUGGAUGUUCAAACUUGUGGGGAAGGAAACUUUCAAUGUGGGCAAAUCGGACACCAAAGCAACCAUCAACAUAGAUGCAGUCAGUGGUUUUGCAUAUGAGUACACCUUGGAGAUCAAUGGGAAGAGUUUGAAGAAGUACAUGGAGAACAGAUCGAAGGUCACCAGCACCUGGGUGCUCAACCUGGAUGGCGUUGACUGCAGGGUGGUGCUGGAGAAAGACACAAUGGAUGUUUGGUGUAAUGGACAAAAUAUUGAGACAGCAGGGGAAUUCGUGGAAGAUGGCACAGAAACACAUUUCACACUCGGAGAGCACAACUGCUGUGUGAAGGCUGUGAGCAGCGGGAAGAGACGAGACGGGAUCAUCCACACACUGCUGGUGGACGGCACAGAGAUAGCUGAAUGCACUGAGUGAUUCGGUGUUUGUGUGAGUGUGUAUGAGAGAAAGAGUGAAUGUAUUUGUGUGAGAGGAGAGUUUGAGUUUAAAUGUGUGAUAGAAAAUAUAUCUGUGAAACAGAGGGAGUGAUUAGAGCAGAACAUUGCCAUUUAAAGCAGCUGUAGUCAGGGAUGAGUGGAGAGAAACAUUUACUCCUAUGACUGGAUAGCCAUUUUUAUAAAUGAGCAUUAGGACCAUGAUAAAGGGAAACGGUUUUGGGAAUAAAGUGGACAUAUUGCGAGAAAGAAGUCUGUGUUUUUAAGGACUGCACAGUGCUAAAGUAGUUAGUGCUGUCCCCUCAUAGCAGGACAGUUCUUGGUUGAAGUCCCAGUGGGACAGGGCCUUUUAGUGUGGAGUUUACAUGUUCAACAACAGUGCAAAAGCUAAUUGGUAACUAAAAUUGCCAGUAGGUGAGAGUGUGAGGGAGGGACAUGCAUGAAUAGAUUUUAAUUAACUCUGUCUUCCACAAUAACCUGUACAUUUUGGCUGGUCUUAGAAGUCUUGAGAAAUUAACAUGUUAAAAUGGAAAACAAAAAACAAUUUUGUUAUCCAAAGAUAACGAGAUAAAUAAGUUGAGAUCUUGAGAAAAAGACAGAAAUUUACCCAUCAUUACAGCUAAAUAAGUAAUCCAAAUAUAUGGUGCCUUUCAAUGGGUUCAUGUUUACCGUGUUUAUGAGAAAGACCCUUUUAUGGCAUUCACAACAUCACAAGUUGAAAUUUCCUGAAAGCUUUGAGGUUAAGAUGUGUUUGAUCCUUUAAGACAUGGCAGAGCUAAAAGGCUUCAGCUUUUAGCUAUGGAUGGGACUAAAUGAAGCUAUGGAUCCCCUUUAUUGUUUGGUCUCUUUUAUCCAUGUGACUUUUAAACACCAUGGACUGUUUUAAUGUUAGCAUUUUUAGAUAGAUAGCCAGAAGGAGAACAAGCAAUCUGUCGGUGUCCAUGUUGCAGUUGACUUGUGUUCACUUCUCAUAUGUGAUUUCUGAUUCAUGGCCAAGUUGUUCACAAUACAUACUUCACGAUUUUGUAAAUUCCAUUUGGAGGCCAUAUGUCCACUUAGGGCUUCUGUACAUAGACUUUCUGCUGCAAUUUACUUUUUCUAGGCACUAAAAGCAGCUCUGCAACACACUUUUUAGACCAUGCCCAUGAGUCGAGAAUCACAGCUUUUCUUUUUUUUUAAGAGGAAAUGCAUUUUGUCGAGUUAAACUUUGGUUUAGGUUCUUUGCAGAUGAUGUCACGCAGCAGCGGAGAGCUUCCCUUGGGGCCAAGAAGUGAUUUCUGUAUAGAGAGACACUACUAAAAGGCCUUGUUUUAAGCUGUUUACAACAAUGACAAGCAUUCAAAGUGAAACAUUAAAACAUUCUUUAUUUUUGAGCUACUUUUGUGUCCAGAAAGUAGUGAAAUAUUCUUGCAAAAAUGACAAGUUUUUAAAAACUGAUGGUGACAUGGCAGCAGGCAGGAGUUUAAAAAGCCUCUAUCUAAAGCCUGGACUCUGCUCAUGUGUGUUCACUUUCCACAAAGCUGUCCAGUUUGGCCCAGUACAGUUUUGUCUCAGUUUAGCUCAUUAAACUUUAAUCUUACCUGUGCUUUCUCAUCUGAUUUCUGCCCAUUCUCCCCUGUAGUGACAGGAAAUCAGUCUCCUUUUAGAGCUCCAGAUCAUUUGGCUCAGCUUGGUAGAGCUGGUUAUAUUUGUCUUCCAAAUGGCUCUUUAUUUGGUAACAGUAUGACUUUUUAAAUGUGGAUUAAAUAAAGGAAACUGGCACUCAAAUUGGAGGUAACCACAGUGGCUCACAUUGAAAAGCCAGUUAGUAGAACAGGCUUAUUUGUGCAACGGCAGUUCUCUUACUCCACAAGGUUGAUUUGGUUGAUAGUAUAUCAACUUCUCAAUUAGACACUAGGAGGUCUAGGAGGUAAAUAGUGAAAUUGAGCACCUCCGGGUAAAUCAGUUCAACUGUGGAAAAAAAACACUUUUUGCAAAGUUAAGGGAUCAUACUCAGUGUAUGUAAAAACUCUCUGAUAACUGCAGCAUACAGGACUAUUUAGACCUGUAAAGUACAAACUUACUUAUGUCUGUCCCGCACUUCCUGCCCCCACAUCAUCAGAAUCAUGUGACUGCAAAGAUCCAAUACAGUAAAUACUGUAACUGAGGACUUCCUGGUGUUAGCAAAGGCAGUUUGUUACCCUGAAAAUCUCUUUUGAUAUUUUGACUUUAUUAUUAUAAUUCAUACUCCAGAAUCUCAACUAUUUUUUUCUCAUGAAAUAACGUCUUUAUUUCCAAAACCUUUAUUCUCGAACAUGGCCCUUAUACUCUGUUGUACUGUACAUUAGCCAUUUAUUUGUACUUAAAGUGUUUCUGUCGUUGUCAUGAUCUAGACUAGUUUAAAACACACCUGCAGUGUGGGAGUUGUAGUUGCAGUUGUCCUGAAAUGUAUCACACCCAUAAAGAGAUGUGUACAAACAGGUUCCUUUCAUUUCUUUGUAUGGGAACAAUUUCAUCAAUGUCCUUAUCAUAGAUGACAUUGUGCAGAUGUGCAGUGUUUACCAAACUGAGGCUGGAUCACUUGUUCCUCUGAUCAUAAACACUUUAUUUCUUAUACCUGUGUUAAAAACAAGGUCUGACAAACACCUGGCCAAGUGGACCCCAUACUAAACCUCUUCUGCCUCUAUGAAUUUUUUAGUAUGAAAAACUAUAUUAUUUGGAUUUAUUUUUAAUUGGCUGCAGCAUAAUUCAUGUACACUGCAUAAAAGGGAUUGUUUUGUCCACUGUUCAAAUGAUAAAUGUUGUCUUUAUGUUUUUUCAGUCAGUUCAUUUUGCUGUAUCUCUUAUUAGCUUUUAGUCUAUUUCAGUAAUAAAUUCAAAGACAAUCAUGCAGAUGUGACUUUAACGGCCAAAAAUACCUUGGAGACAUGUUUGUAACUGUGUUGAACUUUCAAAUAAACCAUUGUCUCAUUUAUGUAGAGCAAGAUUUGUGUAACAGAAUUUAUGUUUGACCUUUUUGUAAAGUCAGAAUUGAAAAUUAAA